Messenger RNA from Tarenaya hassleriana, 2967 nucleotides. Its product is annotated as apoptotic chromatin condensation inducer in the nucleus. The record is from RefSeq and is a predicted model, not a curated record. NCBI's taxonomy places the organism in Eukaryota, Viridiplantae, Streptophyta, Magnoliopsida, Brassicales, Cleomaceae. The transcript has 7 exons. Gene Ontology annotation, molecular function: nucleic acid binding. The coding region runs from base 288 to 2384 and encodes 698 amino acids.
UUAUCGAUCACUCGACAACGAACAAGAACCCUAGAAAUCGCCUCUCCUCCUAAAUUCCCAAAUAAAAAAUUUCUAUCGGACAGAAAAUCCCCAUUGUCCGCUGUAACUGUUCACCUCCGUUAGAAUUUGCGAGUCAUUUCAGCAUUUCUUCUGCUUUUGUUCUUAUGGUUUAGGUUCUUUUCCUGGGGUUUCGCAUUUUUUCAGCGGUUUUCACCCAUUCCAGGAAGCGCAGGCCUUUAGAUUCUCUCCGGUUCUGAGGCAAGUCUACUUACCAAUCGUAAGCUAAGAUGUCAUCUCCCUAUCCCAUUUUGGACAACCGACCAAUUGAUAAGUGGAAGGUCACGGAAUUGAAAGAAGAGCUGAAAAGACGCAGAUUGACAACGGGAGGCUUGAAGGUGGAUUUGAUUAAACGCCUGGAUGAAGCCCUUCGUAUUGAGAGAGAAGAUGCUGAAAGAGUUGCCCGUGCUGUCGAGGAAGUCAAUCAAGACGCUGAAAUGACUCCAAAAAUUGGUGAAGUUACACCAGUUGCAGCUGGAGAAGUAGCAUUUCCUACUGAGACAACUCCAUCCGCAGCUGAGACAACACCAGCUUUUGUUGAGACUGAUGCUCUUGAGACAACUCCCGUGCAAGCUAAAGUGAAGGAUAACUCGGUGAAAAAAACUGAUGAUCGGGAUGAGAAGGUUGAUGAUGUUAGAAAUGUAGGUGGCCUUGAUAAGUCUAUGGUUGAUGUGAAGCAACUGGAUGUCCAAGAAGGAUAUGUGAAGGAUGAAACUGCUGAAGUACAAUCAGGGAUAACAGCCGCUGACUCUGUAGUUGCUGAAGGUACAUCCACUGGUAUUCUCCACAAACCUUACGUGGAUUCAGAGGAUAGGGAAUUGAGUUCUGGGUUGGAUGAUGAGGACGCUAAGCUUCAGCCAGAGAAUGAGGGUGUAAAGGCCCAUCUGACAGAUGGCUUUCAUGACAAAUCUGCUCCAAACAACGAGGUAUAUGAGGUCAGCCCUGUUACAGGGCUUGAGGUAAAAUCUGAUUGCAUUUCUACUGAUUCUGUGUCAAAUAAUGAAAAAACUGAACUGAAGGAUAACGUAAUUGCUGAUGAUGUCAAAUUAGAACAUAAUGUUAAUAAGUCACAAGAGAUGGUGGAACCAUCAUCAGUUGGUGGCGAAUCGCAUCCCAUGGAUGUUGAGCAGCCACUUGAGCAGAAGACAUCUGUUGAAGAUAAAGAUGACAACCAUGCUGCAAAUGACAAUAUCGAUGCAGCCGAUUCAGAAAAGUUAAAUUUAGAUAGAAUUUCUGGUGAUGACUCUAUGGAGGAGGAGGCAGACACAAAGCAAACUGAGUCAAAUAAUUCUGAUGAAGUGAAUAAGAGUGAGAAAAGCGAAGUGCCUGCCGAUAACGUGGAAACCCCCAUUGAUGUUGUGGGGAAUGAUUCAGGUGUUGGGAAAGGUGAUCUCUCUGAAAGUAAGAAUCAGCCAGGGGCGGUUUCCGAGAAAAGAAAGCUUCCUGUUACCGAUAAAGAAGCUGGUGGAAAUAAUGAUGCUGUUAAGAGGCAACGCCGAUGGAACUCUGAGAAUAUAAAAGUUCCAGAAGUACAGAACCGUAACAGCACACCUAUUACGAUACCUAAGUCAAGUGGCCUGAAACGCAAUUUCUCUAGAUCUGACUCAACAGCUAGUGAGGACGGACCCAAGGAACGUGUAGUUCCUCCGCCUCAAAAGGAGCCUACAAAUUCCCUCAGGAUCGAUCGUUUCCUUCGUCCAUUUACACUGAAAGCUGUUCAAGAACUUCUGGGCGAAACUGGGAACGUUACCAGUUUCUGGAUGGACCAGAUUAAGACCCAUUGCUAUGUAUCAUACUCUUCGGUUGAAGAGGCAAUGGCGACGAGGAACGCAAUUUACAGCCUCCAAUGGCCGCCCAAUGGGGGACGUCUUCUGGUAGCCGAGUUUGUGGGCCCAGAAGAAGUGAAGGCUAAAGUGGAGGCACCUCAGACUGCAGCCACUCUCUCCCAGCCGGCACCACCACAGUCUCUUCCUCCUUCUCAGCCUUCUCCUAGGCCCCAAGGCUCCAAGGCACCAACUGCAGCCCUAGCUCAGCCACCUCUGCCCAGUCCAACUCCGGCCAGAGAGCGGCUUCAGCCUCCUCCUCCACCUCCUGCUCCUGUUGCAGAGCAACAAGAACCGCCUAUAGUCACUCUGGACGAUCUGUUCAGGAAGACAAAGGCAACACCCAGGAUUUACUACCUGCCCUUGUCCGAGGAUCAAGUUGCAGCCAAACUUGCAGCGCAGGAGCGGAUGACUCCUUGGAAUAAUUUCUGUCGGAUGUUGGCCUUUGCUCCCGAUUUGAUCGCCGUAACUUGUUUUGUCAUGUCAAACUUCAGUACAAUGUAGUAGCUGGAAGUCCGUACAUAUGUUACUUGCAAUGUAGAGUUAAAUCUUCUUUUGAACUUCACACGGUAAACAUUACAGCUAGUCGUCGGUAAAAAAAAAAACAUUUUUUUUACAGUGUUUGUCAUAGAUCACCAAAGUAACAGAGAGUUCAGCAUAUUACGGGGGGGACAAAGCUUGAACUGAUAUGAACAGUAACUACCCACUUUCUUCUUCACACAGAGACACUUACACAAGACAUGAAUCACGCAAACACACAAAGCCAACACCUUUCCUUGCCCGCACACAUUACGACGGAAGAGAGAGAGAAUAAUCAAAAGGGCCAAUUCCGUCGAUUCAAUCUUAACUUGUGGGGAAGAAAGGCUGAGAAUUGGAAGAAUUGUCGAGUGGAUAAACUUUGUUAAUGGUCGUCUUUCCGACGUCGGAGGAGGGGCGGUGGUGGCCGGAGUUUCUCUCCUUCUCCUCCUCCAUUCUCUUCAUCUUCUCCUUCUGCUUCUUCUGCAUCACUUGCAGGUGACCGUAGCUUGCUCCCAUCGACGACAUCUUUCUUUCUUUUUUGUUGUUGAUAAUUUAACUGUUAUGAGAC